UAUGCAGAGCGGGCGAGAGCGGCAUCGCGCCUCACUCACCUUGGACGGACUGCGCGCAUGGAGCAACGCUGAGAACCGCUGCAGCAUCGGGGAGCGGUGCUGCUGCUGCCGCCGCCGCCGGGCGCCAGGUGUGUUCCCUGUCCUCGCAGUGCGUGCCCCAGUGCAUGGUGUCAUUGAUGGGAAAUCAAAUCGACCGGAUCACCCACCUGAACUACAGCGAGCUCCCCACCGGCGACCCCUCGGGCAUCGAGAAGGACGAGCUGAGGGUGGGGGUGGCCUACUUCUUCUCGGACGAUGAGGACGAGCUGGACGAGAGGGCCCCGCCGCCCGAGAAGAUCUGGCGUGAGCCGGGGCCGCCGAAGGACGGCACGGCGGCGGCGGUGCUGCUGCUGGGCGAGCUGGAGUACUCGGCCUUCUGCUGUCAGGAGUGCAUCUUCUCCAAGCUGGGCGGCAGCCAGGACCUGAGCGCCUACCCGGUCAGCGCCCUGCUGCCCAGGUGCCGGGCUGGGGACCUGCUGGAGCUGGUGCGGGGAGGUGGGCAGCCGGCCCACUGGGUGGUGUAUGUGGGUGCCAGCCGGGUCAUCCACCUGCAAGGGAGGGAGAUCCGAGAGGAGCACCUGGCACAGGUGAGCGCAGGGCGGGCGGGCCGCAUCGUCAACACCUGGUACCGCUACCGGGCGCUGCCGCCCGACCUGGUGGUGCACAACGCCCGGGGCCAUGUGGGGCUGAAGGGCCAUGAGAUCUGCUGGACCAACUCGGAGAGCUUCGCCGCCUGGUGCCGCUUCGGCAAGCGGGAGUUCAAGGCUGGCGGCGAGGCUGGGGGCCAGGGGGGCGACGGGCGGCUGCAGGAGGGCCGCUACCUGCUUAAGCUGCACCUGCCCGACAGCAGGGUGCACACGCUCAACUUCCCCAGCCUGGAGGACCUGAUCAGGGAGAAGCGGCGGCAGGACGCCGGCGGCAAGGUGGGAGUGCUGAAGGAGCUGUCCGUGCUGAACCAAAAAUAGCCAGCAUCCCCGCCGAGGCAAGGAGGCACUGCAAAGCUUUAUGUAAAAGGGCAGAAGGAGGGAGAUGGGGACUCCCCGGGGCAACACGGUGAGUUUGGACAUCCCUGGCAUCAGGCAUCGACUCUUCCAGAGAGAGGGGGUGCACCGCUCCCACCCGUCUCCCUGCCGUCAAGGAUCCAAAUGGGCACGGUCCAGACACAAGCUGCGACGUAGGAUAUGGAUUGGAUGAUUAUCUUCUUCAGUGACUUACCUUCAUUGCCAACACGCUGAAGACAAUAAAGGUGUGAACUUUAACAUGUACAUUUUUCUAUCUGUCACUACUUACCAGGUCAUUUGGUGCCAAUUUUCAUAUCAUGGUUCUGUCCUGGAUAUUUCACUAUUCCAACCAAGAGCUUAUUUCAUUGUCCUUGGGGUGACCUGUGAUGAACAAUCCUUUUGUUACAUUUUCUUGACAUUAAAGCACAUAAUUUGUGUGGUGGUGGGAUGGGGGAGAAAGUGUGGAUUGCAACUUCAGCGUUGCGACUACUGAACACAAUGGUUGGCUUAAGGAGUCUAUUCUUUCUAUGUUUAUAUGAAGAUGAAUUAAGGAGAUGGAAUAAAUUAUUUUUUGAUUUAUCAUUCAGAGAAUAGUUUCCAAACAACUUGCGUAUUCAGGCAAAAGUGCUUUGGAGCUUUGGGGGUGGUCUCUCAUUCAGAUCCUCUUUCGCAGUUUGCAAAGCACUUUUUAAAUGAAAGAGCAUUCUUGUACCUUAGCCUUUCAACAGACUCAAGGGGCCAUGUAUACCACUCCUGCUUCUAUUUCUUGUUCCAUCUGUGACCAUUUCAGAAACAGAGCAGCACUGGCCACAGAAAGCUUGUGCUGUGAGAUUUUCUGCUGUGUUCUGGAGGACUUUAAUCUGGUGCCAGUUUCUCAUGAAAACACGUGAAUGACUUGCCCUGCUGCACCGGCGAGAAUCAAUAGAGUGCAGGAAUUUAUUUAGGAUGUAUAAUUAAUGUAAGAAUGAGGACUUGUAUAUGUACAUGUGUGUGUAUGAUGUACCAUCUGUUUCCUUUUGUAUUUUCAUAUUGUUUCUGCUUGGAAUGGGAUAGCACAUAAAAACCUGCUUACCCCUUAGAAAUACUGCUCUUGAUUAACUCGCCACCAGUCUCUUCGGCCAAACUUUAUCUCCUCAGGCAAAAAAUUGAAAUGUGAUGAAUUUGCCAUCCAAAUACAGGUCAGAUAGUCAAAGAACCGUCAUUCAUUAUUUCCUGCACCAUUGCUUAUUGAGCACAUGACUCGAAUGUCGUCAGACCAUUGCUUUUUACUCUAAUUCGAUUAAAUCAUUUGCCAUGAUGAUAGAUCCUGAGGCACUGUUAACUGAACCACUGUCCCCUGCAGUGCAAGCCAAACUAAAAUUAAAGUUGCAUUACAGACUAUAUUAUCUUCCUGCCUGUAAAACUAAUUUCAGAGGAAGAUUGGAAUAGGAAUAGGGUAUUCAAUUAGCAAAUCCUAUGUUUGAUGACUACUGUACACUUGCCUGUUGAUUUGCCUGACUAUGAAUUAACCCAGAUCUCCGAGCAUCCUUACAUUUUAAGGAUUGACUCCAAACUGGGUGCAAUGAGUAAUAGAACAUUUGUUGAUUUGUACUAUUGCCCCAGAUUAAACUGUUGCUUUCAACAGACAACUGAAUUCUCAUUUAAGUAUUAGCUGGGUAAUGUACUAUCUAACUUUUUAAACAUUUAAAAAAUAUUAACAAAUUAAUUAUUCUAUUUCUAAUCUGCUGCCUGAUUUUAAUCAAUUAUCAUAGAACAGGGAUUUUUUUUUUAAACUGGAGGUUGAGUAGAAUAAUUUAUGAGAUCUUUCUAGAAUAAUUUCCCUUUCAAGCAGACAGUGGUGAACACUCACUGUUGAGUUAAAUGGUGUCAAACAUUAGGCAAUUAGCCAGUACCAACAACGUUAUGAUAACAAAAGCUGACUUUUAGGCCAAGUGAUCAAUAUAAAACAAAAUAAAACUCUCAAGGUGAGCUUCUAAAUUAAUUGGGAAAGCAAUGUUUGAAAUUGAUAACUUUGGCCACCUUGUAUUUUGCACUUUUUAGGGAACUGAAACCUGUGAAUUCAUGAAUUCAUACUUCAAAUGCUGUUACAUUGCUCUGGCCUGACUGGCUGAACAUUUGAACAACAAAUUCCUCUGCAAGACAUAACAUGUACAGGUUAUCUAGAAAGCACACAAGUCCAAUCAUAGAAGCGUAACAUUUUGAUUAAGAUGUAUAGACAAUAUUUUGUUCUUUGAAGACAUCUUAAACAAAAUCUAUUUUAACAGUGGGACAGAUCACACAUUUUAAUAGUAUAUUGCAGCAGGGUGCAAAGAAAUGGUAGAAACAAGGAACUGCAGACGGUGCCCUACUAAUGUACGUGCCCUCUAAUUGUUUUACCAGAUUGUCUAAUUGUUGUUCAGUUUUCUUGGUAAAUGAAAUAGAAACCAUUCUCAUCAUCAACUUUGCUUUGUUAUUAUUGAUUUUUCUCACUAAGAUUCGGCAAAACCCCCAGUGCCUCCAGGAACCUGCCUUUCGUCAUCUCAUGUCUGGGUAUGAGCUGAACAAUAGAGAUCUUGUUAUUUAAAGAGAACGCUACAAAAUAAACUCUGGAUUUUCUAACA
Messenger RNA from Amblyraja radiata (thorny skate), 3640 nucleotides. RefSeq names its product LRAT domain containing 1 (gene lratd1). The coding region runs from base 165 to 1004 and encodes 279 amino acids. The record is from RefSeq and is a predicted model, not a curated record. NCBI's taxonomy places the organism in Eukaryota, Metazoa, Chordata, Chondrichthyes, Rajiformes, Rajidae. Gene Ontology annotation, biological process: cell morphogenesis; cell motility. The transcript is spliced from 2 exons.